This is a messenger RNA of Hibiscus syriacus, 1386 nucleotides long. RefSeq names its product monosaccharide-sensing protein 2-like. Gene Ontology annotation, molecular function: myo-inositol:proton symporter activity. The record is from RefSeq and is a predicted model, not a curated record. The transcript is spliced from 4 exons. Lineage: Eukaryota; Viridiplantae; Streptophyta; Magnoliopsida; Malvales; Malvaceae. Gene Ontology annotation, cellular component: membrane. Gene Ontology annotation, biological process: transmembrane transport. The coding region runs from base 1 to 1320 and encodes 439 amino acids.
AUGUAUGCGCUGCGCAGACCACACGCAGACAUUGAGCUUCGCAGACUAUUAUUUGGUAGCGUGCACGAAAAGCUUCCCGUGAUGGGAAGCAACUGUAGUACACAUUUUCUGAAUUUUGGAAGCAUGUUUAGUACAGCAGAGCCUCAUAUUAGAAAUGACCGUUGGGAUGAGGAGAGCUCGCAGUGGGAAGGUGAGGAUUAUGCUGCAGGGAGUGACUCUGAUGGCAAUCUGCGUAGCCCUUUAAUCUCACGUCGAACAGCUAGCUCUGGCAGUACUCCAAGCAUGAGACGUCACAGCACUCUUGUGCAAGAUGUUGUAGAAUCGGUUGGUAGCACAGGAAUUGGAGGUGGUUGGCAGUUGGCAUGGAAAUGGUCCGAGACAGAAGAUGGGGAUGGGAAGAAGGAAGGAGGGUUUAAAAGGAUUUAUUUGCACGAGCAGGGAAUCUUGCUAUCUCGACGUGAGUCCCGUGCAUCAGUUUCAGUUAAUGAUACGCCUGCAGAAGGUGAGUUUAUCCAGGCUUCAGCCAUAGUGAGCCAAUCUGCCCUUUAUUCCGAAGAACUCAAGGAUCAGCCUCCUGUUGAACCAGCAAUGGUUCAUCCAGCUGAAACUGCCUCAAAAGGACCAGUUUGGGCUGCUCUCCUUGACCCAGGAGUGAAACGCGCGCUAUUAAUCGGGGUUGGGAUUCAGAUACUUCAGCAGCUCUCUGGCAUAAAUGGAGUUCUCAACUACACUCCUCAAAUUCUUGGAGAGGCGGGCGUUGAAGUGCUUCUUUCGAACUUGGGGCCUAGUUCAUAUUCUGCAUCAUUUCUUAUUAGUGCAUUCGCAACCUUGCUGAUGCUGCCCUGCAUAGGUGUAGCCAUGAAACUAAUGGAUAUAUCAGGCAGAAGGCGGCUGCUACUCACCACGAUCCCUGUUGUUCUGGUGUCACUAAUCAUCCUAGUGUUCAGUGUGAUAGUGAAAUUGGGCACCGUAGUGAAUGCUGCCAUCUCAACUGCAUGUGUGAUGGUCUACCUCUGCUUCUUCGUGAUGGGAUACGGACCGAAUAUCCUCUGCUCUGAGAUCUUUCCAAUGAGGGUCCGCGGCCUUUGUAUCGCUAUCUGUGUUUUGAUUGCCUGGAUCGGAGACAUCAUUGUUAGUUACACCAUGCCGAUGAUGCUCAGUCCUAUAGGUCUCGUCGGCAUCUUCGGGUUAUACGCCGUCGUGUGUGUGGUGUCUUGGGUGUUUGUGUUCUUGAAAGUCCCAGAGACGAAAGGAAUGCCGCUCGAAGUCAUUACCGAGUUCUUUGCUGUUGGUGCGAGACAGGCUGAAAAGAAUGAGUAAUAUCAGCUGUUAAGGUUUCAUCAUUUUUGUUGCACUGUAAAUGAGAAUCUCUUUUGAUUCAAACAU